AUGACAUCGAUCUUUGCGUCCAAGGCGCUCGGCCGACGCCGUGGAUCGGCGCAGACCGGCGAGCUCUCGGACUCGAGCGCAUCGUCGCGCAACCACAGCAUCUCGUCGCGGGACCGCUCCACAUCGCUGGCGAGCUCGCAGAUGGACGACUGGAGCGACGGUUUCACGGGCAUUGUGGACCUCGACCGCCAGAUGCGCCAGCUCGCCAUGGCCGAGCAAGGCCACGCCUCGCUGUGCGGGUCGUCGGACCUGGACGUCUACGAGCCGUACUCGCCCUCUAGCUGGUGGGGCGAGAACGAGCAGCGGCGACGCAAGAGCUCGUCGGAUGCGCGUCUGGCGAGCGGCUCGCAGUCGUCGCUCUCGACGCGCAGCAUUCCACCCUCGCCGCUGUCGCCCGCGCACACCACGGCGAGCACCUCGACCGCGGCGACGUCGCGCUUCUCCAACGACUCGCGCACGCACUCGUCGCUGCUCGCCAAGCGCCAGUCGUCCGGUGCGGUCGACUCGUUCGACGGCGCGCACAGCCCGCUUAGGCUCGCGCCGCUGCCGGCAUCGCCGUCGGCGUUUGGUAACUAUCGGCUGACGGACUCGGCCCCCGCGCGCGCCUCGGGCGUAUUCGACUCGCCCUCCUGGUCCGGUGGCGAGGAGAAGGAUCCGCUCACCCCGCUCGCGCUCUCCGCUCGACAGCUCGCGCCCGUCACGCCAGGAACGGCCGCGGCGGCAACAUGGACCGACCCCACCGCGCCGGGCUACUUCCCCGCCGGCCUUGUGGCGCGCAGCAAAAAGUCGCGCUCGCUGCGCAAGAAGACCACCCGAGCUCCACUGCCCCGCCUCGUGUCCGGCGAGGUGGUCUCGUCCCCCACCGCCGAGUCCGAGUACGCGCUUGACGAGGCGGCCGCCCCGCGUGGGGAGGACGAGGGCGUCGCAGGGUUGGGAUUCGUCAUUCCAAGCUCACAGCCACAUGCGCCUUCGGGCACGCACGCACUGCGCAGGUCGGCGCAGUCGCUCGCACUCAGCCUGCGCUUCAAGAUGCUGCGUGCCAAACGCAGGGUGCGCCGCACGGGUCUCGAAGCCGCCGAGCUCUUCACCCCGCAAUCGUCGCGGCGCAGCUCGCUCGACACCACCCCCGCCUUCUGA
Moesziomyces antarcticus is the source of this 1137-nucleotide messenger RNA. RefSeq lists its product as uncharacterized. The transcript has a single exon. The record is from RefSeq and is a predicted model, not a curated record. Bases 1 to 1137 code for a protein of 378 amino acids. Lineage: Eukaryota; Fungi; Basidiomycota; Ustilaginomycetes; Ustilaginales; Ustilaginaceae.